Molecule: messenger RNA, 1938 nt
Organism: Monomorium pharaonis (pharaoh ant)
Lineage: Eukaryota; Metazoa; Arthropoda; Insecta; Hymenoptera; Formicidae
Product: KICSTOR complex protein kaptin
Exons: 8
Coding region: 391-1644 (417 amino acids)
Biological process (GO): cellular response to amino acid starvation; actin filament organization; negative regulation of TORC1 signaling
Cellular component (GO): lamellipodium; KICSTOR complex; actin cytoskeleton
Molecular function (GO): actin filament binding
Source: RefSeq, a predicted model, not a curated record
CCGCGACGGCUACGGCUCCCGAAGGCAGCGCGAUUACGAAAGCAAUAUUGAAUUGCAAAACUCCGCGCGCGUACAUACACGCGACAAUUACACGUUGCCGAAUAAGAUGAAGGCAUGACUUCUGUGUCUUUUGUUUUUUUCUCUUUUCUCUUUCUUUCUCUCUUUUCUGCCUACUUUUUCCGACGGUUCUUUUGCGAUUGCUUGCGCAUAGGAUCUAUCGAUCGGCGACGAGAUCGAGAUCGAUGAGGAUUGAAGGCGCGAAGGAUUGACGGAGGAAUUGGAAAACGAGAGCAUUUCUCGAUGCGCCCGCGUGAUAGUAGAUUAGAAUGAAUAUAACCUCAACUCGAUAUGAGUUUGCGAUAAAGCAUCCAGACUUCCUGACGAUCUACUAUGAUGAGCAAUUUUAUAGAUGCGCAUUGGUUUCCCCUGGCGUCACAGGGGAACAUUUAUUCCAUGACCAAACUGUGCUCACCUAACAGUCCCAACAAGCUGUUAGUGGCGUCCUUGAAGAGAAAGAUAUACUCCUGCGAGUAUCAUCAAACAUCGGAAUUUCUAAGACCCAUGGUGAAGGAAUUAUUGUUUACAUAUAUACCCAGUGGCGCAGAAAUUAUUUCCAUCGAUGCUUACAACAAAUCUGACAUUGGGGACAGUUUUGUAAUAGGCAUAACGAUUAUGAAGACGAGUACAGACACGAUAGAAAGAUACUUGAACAUAUACACAGAAGGUGCAAUAGACGGCGAGGGAGACGAAGGUAGUUCGAUCGAAGCCAUAGCGCAGAAUUGUCUUAUGGUGGAACUGUCAUACACCCCUUAUCAUCUGUAUCACACUGUUUUACCACAAGAAAGUUCUAUGCAAGAGGUAGUCUGGCUAAUAUCUGGAAGCGAUUACAGGAUUCAUAUGAUAAGGGAAGAUAAACUAAGCCACGUUUAUAGUGAGUCCCCUAUCGAAAAAUAUUUCCCGGAAUUGCAUGACAUCCAAGCAAUUGUGCUGUGGAUCAAUAUUCAUUAUUAUGACAAUUACAAGCAGAGGGUUACCGCCAUCGGCUGUGAAUGCGGUCUGGUCAAAGUUGCCAUAGUGAAUGUUGUGGACUUGCAAAUCUCUCAAAGUUGGCUGCUGAGAUACGAUAAACCUGUACCGAAUGUGAUAGUAUUCCCACAUAGGAACAUUAUUAGUAAACCAGCCUUCAUAAACAUUAACUCUGAGGAAUGUGUCCCAAAGGAUGACGUCCCGAAAUUAAAUGUUAUUAUUUCAAAUACAAGUAACGCUGUUGUCUUUAAAGACAUCUUGCGGCAUGGGCUGAAACAGGACGUGAUAUUGAGCGGCAGCGAAUCGUCGGAUUGUAUUUUGUGCUGUUGUAUAGCGGACAUAAAUAUGGAUGGCCAAAACGAAAUAUUACUUGGUACCUAUGGCCAGGAAGUUCUGAUUUUCACGUUGCUAGGUGACACGUGGGAACUUGCUACCAGAAAAUUAUUUGAUGCUCCCGUGCAUUCCAUAAGCUACAUGGACAUAACGAACGAUGGAGCAAAGGAACUGAUCGUACUCACGCAACGAGGUGUACACAUAUUACAGCAUAAUAUAGCUGACAUACGAGCAAAGUGGAAAGAACGUUAUAGAAAAUUAUUAGAUGUACCAAUUCAAAAAUAAUUGUAAGCAGAAAAUUAAAGAGGCUAAGAUAGAUUUGAACUUGGAAUUCAUCAGGCUAGCACUUUCAUGGUCACGCUGCUCCAACUGUUCUUCUAUUACAUUAGUUUAUAAUCGUCCAAACCGACUAGAGCUUUCUAGUUCUGUAUUAUUCAAUAAGUCUUUUUGACUCCAAAUAUUUUACAUAAUUGUACACUUGUAAAAAAGAAAAGAUCAUAUCUUCCUAUACAUUUUAUAUGUUUGUAUGUAUUGUAUAUAUUAUUUGUAAUUAUGAUAAAAUAAAAGAUGAGGAAAUAA